UUUCAGCAGAAGUUUAGAGGAAAGAUUCGUAGUUUCCUCCCUGCUCACUCUGUUAGGCACUCCGUCCAUUCAUCCGUCCAUCUCUCCCUCCGUCUGUGGAAAACCAUGGCAUCGACAGAAAAAAGCAUCAAAGUCCUGCUGCUAGCUCAGGUGGUGGAAGAUCACGUUCUUAAGGAGCUCCUGAACUCUGGAACAUCAUUCCAGCAUCAGGAAUACAGGCUGUUUUAAAUGCUGAACUAGGCCAAGUCCAGCCGAGCUCUGAAGAGCCCCACAAGUUUGCGGUGCUGCAGAGGCUGGUAAGAGCACCAUCAUGAAGCAGAUGAAGAUCCUGUAUCGUGGUGGAUUCAGCAAAGAAGAGCAGCUGGAGUUCAGGGCGGUGAUUUACAGGAACAUCCUGCAGUCGGCGCUGUCUGUCACCAGCGGGAUGGAGCAGCUACAGAUCAAAUACGAUUCUCCCACGGCAACCGAAGACGGGAAGAAGCUGCAGAAGCUGGCAGACAUGGUGGAGGACGGGACAAUGCCCUCGGAGCUGGAGGACAUCCUGAGGAGUUUGUGGAGAGACUCCGGGUUCCACGCUGCCAUAGAGAGAUCAGCAGAGUACCAGCUCUGCGACUCCACAGCUUAUUACCUUGCCGACCUGGACAGGAUCUGUGCAGCUGAUUUCAUCCCCAAUGACCUGGACGUGCUGUACGCUCGCAUCAGUUCCACUGAAGUGGUGGAGGAGCAGUUCACCUUCAAAGAUCUGAACUUCAGGAUGUUUGAUGCAGGUGGUCAGCGGCCUGAGAGGAAGAAGUGGGUCACCUGCUUUGAGGACGUUUCCUGCAUCAUCUUCUGCACUGCACUCAACUCCUACGACAUGGCACUGGUGGAGGACGAGGAGGUGAACCGCAUGCAUGAAAGUCUCCACCUUUUCAACAGCAUCUGCAACCACAAGUUCUUCGCCAGCACCUCCAUUGUCCUCUUCCUCAACAAGAAGGAUCUGUUCAAGGAGAAGAUCAGCAAAGUGCCGCUCAGCACCUGCUUCCCCAACUACAGCGGUUCCAACACUUAUGAAGAUGCCACCAACUAUGUCAAGCAGCAGUUUGAGGAACUGAACACUAAUAAAGGAGGAAAGCCCAUCUACACCCACCUGACCUGCGCAGUGGAUACCAAGGACAUCGACUCCACCUUCAGCACUGUCACCGACGUCAUCAUCAAGAACCUGAAGGAGUGCGGACACCUGUGACCACGACAAGUGCAUCACCAUUAAAGCGUAACUGAGUGAAGUUUCAACACAGAGCGGUUUCACUCUCCCACCGCAAAGAGCCCACCUGUUAACACGCAGCUCCUCCUCGUUCCUCAGAAAUGUUCUGAAGAUGUUCUCCUGCAGAGUGGAUUAAAGUGAGGAGGGGUGUGAAUGUGCACUGCAGGGAAUAUUAUAAGAUUAUUGAAGCUGUUUCUAGACACAUUUUAUUAUUUUAUUCACAAAAAAAGUGCUUUAUUCCAUUUGCAGAUCAUUUUAUGUGUUUUGAGGAAUAAUGCUGAUUGUUUUAAAGACACAAUAACUAGAAUCACAACCACGAUAAAAUGAUCUUUUACUAGAUACAAUUACAGAAGCCAAUGAAAUGUAUCUGUAAACAGGUCAAAUAAUCUUGUAAUGUUAUUACAGACGCCUCAGUCAGAAAUGUCAGAUAUACUGACCUCAUUUACAGGCUACAACAUCCUCUGAAACACAAAUUACAAAAAUCUGAUAAAAGAAACUUAAAUUUCUAAAUCUUCAAGAAAAACUGAAGUGAACAAGCAUGUAGGAAAAAUCCUAGUAAAAAAAGAAGGAAUAAAAUAUGAAGCCAAACAGAGAUGCAAUGUAAUGUAGGCAUUCUAUAAAGAGAAUAUAUUUAUAUAGAAACAUAUUCAUAAGAAAAUAGUGAGGGGUGUGUAUAUUAGUGAUGGAAGUAAACGUGUAAAAUAUCACUGUUGCAGUGUGGAGCAGAUUACAGUGGGAAUGAACUGCAGUGUAAGAUUAUUAAUCCCUCAGUGUAGGAUUAUUAAUCCCUCAGUGUAGGAUUAUUAAUCCCUCAGUGUAGGGUUAUUAAUCCCUCAGUGUAGAAUUAUUAAUUUCUCAGUGUAGGAUUAUUAAUCCCUCAGUGUAGAAUUAUUAAACUCUCAGUGUAUGAUUAUUAAUCCCUCAGUGUAGGGUUAUUAAUCCCUCAGUGUAGAAUUAUUAAUCUCUCAGUGUAAAAUUAUUAAUCCCUCAGUGUAGGAUUAUUAAUCCCUCAGUGUAGGAUUAUUAAUCUCUCAGUGUAGGAUUAUUAAUCCCUCAGUGUAGAAUUAUUAAUCUCUCAGUGUAGGAUUAUUAAUCCUGCAGUGUAAGAUUAUUAAUCCCUCAAUAUAGGAUGAUUAAUCCCUCAGUGUAAGAUUAUUAAUCCCUCAGUGUAAGAUUAUUAAUCCCGCAGUGUAAGAUUAUUAAUCCCUCAGUGUAGAAUUAUUAAUCCCUCAUUGUAGGAUUAUUAAUCUCUCAGUGUAAGAUUAUUAAUCCCUCAGUGUAGAAUUAUUAAUCCCUCAGUGUAGGGUUAUUAAUCCCGCAGUGUAAGAUUAUUAAUCCCUUAGUGUAGGAUUAUUAAUCCUGCAGUGUAAGAUUAUUAAUCCCUCAAUAUAGGAUGAUUAAUCCCUCAGUGUAAGAUUAUUAAUCCCUCAGUGUAAGAUUAUUAAUCCCGCAGUGUAAGAUUAUUAAUCCCUCAGUGUAGAAUUAUUAAUCCCUCAGUGUAGGAUUAUUAAUCUCUCAGUGUAAGAUUAUUAAUCCCUCAGUGUAGAAUUAUUAAUCCCUCAGUGUAGGGUUAUUAAUCCCGCAGUGUAAGAUUAUUAAUCCCUUAGUGUAGGAUUAUUAAUCCUGCAGUGUAAGAUUAUUAAUCCCUCAAUAUAGGAUGAUUAAUCCCUCAGUGUAAGAGUAUUAAUCCCUCAGUGUAGGGUUAUUAAUCCUGCAGUGUAAGAUUAUUAAUCCCUCUGUGUAGAAUUAUUAAUCCCUCAGUGUAGGAUUAUUAAUCUCUCAGUGUAAGAUUAUUAAUCCAUUAGUGUAAGAUUAUUAAUCUCUCAGUGUAAGAUUAUUAAUCCCUUAGUGUAGGAUUAUCUCUCAGUGUAAGGUUAUUAAUCCCGCAGUGUAAGGUUAUUAAUCUCUCAGUGUAAGAUUAUUAAUCCAAUAGUGUAAGAUUAUUAAUCCCUCAGUGUAGGGUUAUUAAUCCCGUAGUGUAAGAUUAUUAAUCCCUCAGUGUAGAAUUAUUAAUCCCUCAGUGUAGGAUUAUUAAUCUCUCAGUGUAGGAUUAUUAAUCUCUCAGUGUAGGGUUAUUAAUCCCGCAGUGUAAGGUUAUUAAUCUCUCAGUGUAGGGUUAUUAAUCCCGCAGUGUAAGGUUAUUAAUCUCUCAGUGUAAGAUUAUUAAUCCAUUAGUGUAAGAUUAUUAAUCCCUCAGUGUAGGGUUAUUAAUCCCGUAGUGUAAGAUUAUUAAUCCCUCAGUGUAAGAUUAUUAAUCCCUCAGUGUAGGAUUAUUAAUCUCUCAGUGUAGGAUUAUUAAUCCAUUAGUGUAAGAUUAUUAAUACCUCAGUGUAGGAUUAUUAAUCUCUCAGUGUAAGAUUAUUAAUCCCUUAGUGUAGGAUUAUUAAUCCCUUUGGUACAUGAACAGUGUGAUGUGUAAAACAGACUCUGCUGAGUGAAGUGUGUGUUUAACAAACGUGUCCUCAUUAAUACUGUACAGUUUUAUCUGUAGAGUUAGACACAGUGAAAGGACUCUGACUGAUUCAUGCAGCUUUCUCUGAUCUUAUUAUUAUUUACAGCAGGAAAUUGUGCAAAUCAAUAAAAAACAUUUUUCAAACUAUUA
This is a messenger RNA of Pygocentrus nattereri (red-bellied piranha), 3845 nucleotides long. RefSeq names its product guanine nucleotide-binding protein G(t) subunit alpha-3-like. Gene Ontology annotation, molecular function: G-protein beta/gamma-subunit complex binding; GTPase activity; GTP binding. The transcript has 9 exons. The record is from RefSeq and is a predicted model, not a curated record. Gene Ontology annotation, cellular component: photoreceptor inner segment; heterotrimeric G-protein complex; photoreceptor outer segment. Bases 311 to 1225 code for a protein of 304 amino acids. NCBI's taxonomy places the organism in Eukaryota, Metazoa, Chordata, Actinopteri, Characiformes, Serrasalmidae. Gene Ontology annotation, biological process: adenylate cyclase-modulating G protein-coupled receptor signaling pathway; detection of chemical stimulus involved in sensory perception of bitter taste.